AAAGUAUGUGUAGGAGUCUGUUCAGAAAGCAGAAGUUUCACUGACACAGUAUGUCCUACCUGGUUUCAGUUCCCGUUAUUCUGUGGAUGCUAUAAAUGAUGUAGCAUAAUAACUGUAAAGUCAAUUACUCCAAAAGAAACAAACAAAAGUAAUGGAAAGGAAUCUCCCUAAUUGCGGCUACAUGAAGUUGGAUGCAAUGCCGAGGUCAUAGGGCUCGAGUUCUAGGCUGCAUAUGUUACACACAUAUUUCAUUUUUAUUUAAAAAAAUUAUGUUUUAGGUAUGCAAAAUACUCCAACUUGGUUGUGCAGUCAGCCUGGUCCAUUUUAAAGGCAUCAUUUCAGAGGGAGUUCUAUUAUGACCGGAUACGGGGCAUGCACGUUUCUCCAAGGCCAGUUUCCAUAGCAGUGGUCGCACCGCGAGAUAACUUCUCAAACUUAUGAUGAUUGACUGGCACCCGCCGUCAGAGCUCCUUUGAUAUGGAUCUUUCUAUGGAUUUACGUACGUUGCAUUUUAUUUAGACCAGUAGCCUUCCUAAUUGUUGCCUGCCCAAUUGAUUCAGUGCGCGUUUGCGUUUUGGCAAGAGACUGUAGCUGAGACAAAAGUCCGACUGAUUGGGUAAAACAAACAAUUAUGGGCAAUCAAGACGGUGAAUUCUGCUUCUUAAUUUGAGCAAAUAUUUAUUUUUGCCAUCACAGUGUGCUUUUCGUUUUUGAACGCCAUCCGACAAAAAUGAGCUGUUUUGAGCGGGGGCUGAGGCGGACGGCACCUGCACGCGGCAGCAGCAGGAAUGAGCUGGUGACCCCCUCGACGGCAUCUCUCUCCAGGGUUAACGGCUGGGCCUGUCCCCCUCACUCCUUCCAGCUGGUGGGAUGGACAAUAUACAGCUACAUGGCUGUAGUUGGCUUCGGGAUCUAUAUCCCACUACUACCUUCACCCUGGAGCCAUAUGGCCUACUCUCUGACUGGCAUAGCCUUCAUUGUGCACCUGGUCACCCAUCUAGCUGCCGUGUCUAUAGACCCAGCAGAGGCAGGCGUCCGUGCCAAGAAGAGCUACUCCAACCCACUGCCUGUCUUUGACAAGAAGAAACAACCACAUGUUAUCCACAACCUACACUGCUACCUGUGUAAAAUCAAUGUGGACCCAAAAGUGAAACACUGUGGUGUGUGCAACAAGUGUAUUGAAGACUUUGACCACCACUGUAAAUGGCUGAACAACUGUGUGGGGGGACAGAACUACUGGUACUUCUUUGUGACGGUGUUGUCUGCUACACUGGGUGUCCUUGUGCUUCUCAUGGUCGUCCUGUUCAUCUUCAUCCAGCAUUAUAUGGACCCUGCCAGUCUCCGCACCGCACAACAGUUUACCAGUGUGAUGAGUAACAGGACGUGGCUGGUCUUCCUGCCCCUGGCACCCAUGGAGACGGGGUCAGGGAGUCUCCUGGUUGUCGCCUUCCUCACGGUCAUGUUGGCUACUGGCUCUCUACUGCUGCUGGUUCACCUACUGGGCUUCCACAUCUAUCUCUUGCUAAACAAAAUGAGCACGUAUGACUACAUUAUAACAAGACGUCGUAAACAGGCCAGCCAGCAGGACAUAGAGAUGGACUUUCCCCAGUCAUCUGACAGCAACGGCAAUGCAGGACAGAAUCAUCCGCAAAUGGAGCCCUCCAUCGAUUGUGAUGCGUUGUUGUCAGACAGUGUCAGCUGCAAGAAUCAGGAAACGGGAACUAAUGCAAGUCGACCUUCUGGAUCUUUCUGUGCUGAGUUGGACAACUUUACUAAAUCAUCAGAAAAGGAAAAUGGCUUUUAUUAUGGCACAGAGCUACCCACCCAGAUUAUACCAGGUGAAGUGGUGAUGGAUGACCCCUUGGGCUGGAGGUUGGGUGGAGAGGGUCCCAGAGCAGGCCAGUGUGAGGGGGGUCCCUUGCACUGACAGAGCUCAUCAGUAGCUGGUCUCUGAUGCUCUGCAGGUGGCCACACACAGUACCUGAGGAACUAAAGGCGUUGACACACCAUAGUGAACGUCGGCCGUGUGCAGUACAGUAGAUCACCUACUGGAUGUUGACUAACUGUGGUCGAUACAACAUGUCAAACCUUUGGGAAAUGAACAAAAAAUGACUGUUGAUGUUGUCUGGUCAGAAGCCAUGGAAUCGUCCACCAGCAGCAGUAUUUACCCAGCACAGCACUGGGGAACAAAUAGAAUGUUCAUGCUGGAUUGAUCACCACUUGAAACUGGAAAUGGAAAUUUAUAAUUGACUAUUUUAAUAAGAUAUUUACACUGAGUGACGGGAAGGACAUUUAUUUUGCAGCAAUUGUUUGUAUUUUAUCUGGGGAUUUAAAUAAUUGUUUUACCUAUGUUUAUUUGUUAAUUCAGCCAUUUCAGAUCAUAAUGUUCUUGCCUGAAUUUAAAAAUAAAAUGUGUAAACAUACUGUACAAA
Molecule: messenger RNA, 2432 nt
Organism: Oncorhynchus masou masou (cherry salmon)
Lineage: Eukaryota; Metazoa; Chordata; Actinopteri; Salmoniformes; Salmonidae
Gene: zdhhc11
Product: zinc finger DHHC-type containing 11
Exons: 11
Coding region: 731-1927 (398 amino acids)
Biological process (GO): peptidyl-L-cysteine S-palmitoylation; protein targeting to membrane
Cellular component (GO): endoplasmic reticulum; Golgi apparatus
Molecular function (GO): protein-cysteine S-palmitoyltransferase activity
Source: RefSeq, a predicted model, not a curated record